AUGCCUGAUGAAUUAACCCCAAAACGACAGCGUGUUUCAAAAGCUUGCGACACUUGUCGGCGCAAGAAAGUUAGGUGCGACGGUGUUCAACCUCCUUGCGGGAAUUGUGCUACUUUUGGGUUCGAGUGUACUUAUAACGAUGCAACAAAGAAGAGAGGUCCACCAAAAGGCUAUAUUGAAGCCAUAGAAACGCGAUUGCAUAGAAUGGAGUCUUUGCUUGGUGGAUUAGUGCACAGUAACGAUCCUCGAGCUGAAGCUGUGUUGAGUGAACUGAUGCAAGACGACUUACGACCGUUACGACAUCCAGGAUCAACUGACACUUCAUUGUGGCGAAAUCUUCAAUCGUCCGGUUCGACUGAUAAUUUUUCGAGCGUGGACGAUUCGUACAGAUCAGGGGAGAGUCCAUUGAUGGAUGAUUUGAACGACAUUAUGGGUAUAUUGAGCAUCGAUGAGAAUAAUCAAGUGCGCUAUCACGGUAGAAGUAGUGGUUUCUAUCUAUUAAAAAAGAGCAAAUGUUACAAAGACGGUGUACUCCAAUAUCGGGCCAAGGGCGAACUAGUGGCAUCAACAGUUGAAUUCGAAUUAGUAAAACGUCCAGAGCUGAUAGAAUUACCAUCUGAAGAACUGUCAAAUCAUCUUUUGGAAUGCUAUUUCACUCAAAUGCAUCCGUAUCUUCCGUUAAUUUAUAAACCGGCAUUCUUCAAACAACUGAAAGAGAAAAAGUACUUGCCCUUGCUGUUGCUAAAUGCAAUUUACUCGUUUGCCGCUAAAUUCUCACCAAAAUUGGAAGUAAGAAAAGAUCCCUCAAAACCAGAGACUGCCGGUGACGUGUUCUUUGAACGAGCAAAAACCUUGCUCGAUAGCGAUUAUGGUGUCUCCAAAGUUACUACCGUACAAGCCUUGUUGAUAAUGUCUAUACGUGAGUUCGGUUGUGGGAAAACGUCACGUGGGUGGCUUUAUUCAGGAAUGGCAAUACGGAUGGCCCAAGAUUUAGGAAUACAUCGCAACAACGAGAGAUGGCAUCCUCUCAAUCUGAGCCAUGAAGAACGAGAGUCACAAAGACGAACAUUUUGGACAUGUUUUGUUCUAGACAGACUUGCGAGUGCUUACUUGGGUCGUCCUAUGGGCAUUGAUGAGAAAGAUGUCGACGCUGCGCACCCAAGUGAAGCUGAAUAUGAUGAGACUGAAAUGUUACCGUUCAAAAUGGACGGGCUGUACUCUUCUACAUCAUCUCCCCUCUCAUCUCAAAACAGCGUACAAGGAUCACCGGAAACAUCUUCAAAGUCAGCAUCAUCCGUUGGAUCCCAAUCGAACGAGGUAACACACAGGUCGCACGCAAUAUCUCGUUUUAUUCAUUUCAUCAAACUGUGCGAGAUAAUCGGUCGAAUAGUGCAUAAUAUACAUGCAAUAAGGUGCAAACCAAUCUCCAAGAUGGAUGACACUGUAAGAUCUAUUCUGGAUUCUUCACUUACUUCAUGGUUUGUCAGUCUACCUCCUCAUCUGCAAUAUGAUCCCAAUAGCAAUGAUUGUACAUCACCAGCAACGUUAGCACUCCAUAUGAAUUAUUAUACAGUAUUGAAUUUAUUACAUCGACCAUAUGCACCUACUUACGCACAUUCUCAUAAUGUCUGUACAACUGCAGCAGAGGAGGUUGCUAAAAUUGCAGAGACACUAAUGAAAAAGGCUCCAGAAUCAUAUAGUUUAGCAAUGUCUAUAUAUAGUAUAUUUACAGGAGGGGUUACUCAUACUUAUAAUGCUUGUCAAGACAAUCAAUCCUUGGCUUUAUCAGCGAAAGUGAAUCUGCUCAAGUGUCUAAGAGCAUUAGAUUCAGCAAAAGAUGUAUGGCAACCAGCAUCAAGAUACUAUAAUUUACUGGUGGAUCUUGUAGAUUUGACAGACGCCAAAUUCAGUAAUGACAAUGUUCGUAGCUCUCUUGAGGACAGCGAGGAGGAUCAUGCUCCACAAUCACGUAAGAGGGUUAAUGCAUCCACUUACCAAAACCAGGCUGGGAAUUCCCAAUUGGCAUUGGAAGAUUACAAUUUAGUCUAUCCACCUUAUUUGACAACUACUGAUAGUAGUAGUAAUAACAGUAUUCAAGUAAAGAGUGAAAGACACCAGAUGGCCCAUAAUUCAAUACGGCCACAGUCAACGCCGGAAUUUACAAUGACAUCAGAAAUUACGUCCACGCUCGAAGAAUCUCCUCAAAUGUAUAGUUCCCUUCCCAUUCGACAUCCUCGAUCCGUUGUCCCUAGCCAGCAAUUAUCUUCUUUAUCGAUCAACGAUCCGUUCGCAACGCCGGGGGCAGCUACAGCUGGCGCAAAUAAUAACGGAAAUGGAGUAUUUAAUGCUUCAAUCGCAUCCGGGUACUGGGAGAUACCACCAUCGGCGGACCUGGAAGAAUGGACGGCGUAUGUGAAUAACCAACAUUUACGACAAAGUGGUGGAAUUACGUAUGCGUCGCAGGGAUUGCAGUCGACGCGUAUGCAAACAAGUAAUACUAAUGGAAUAUUUGCCUCGCAACAACGACUUAUGUCUAACGAUGGUAAUAAUAUUAACAUGUAUGGUAACGGUAAUCAACUAAUGCCGAAUAUAUUGACACUACAGAAUGGAGAGGGGCGAAGCGCUGGUGGAUAUAGUGGAAACGGUGGUAAUGGGGCAAAUGAUUCAACUGUGCCACUGAUAUAUUAUUAG
This is a messenger RNA of Paraglomus occultum, 2691 nucleotides long. The record is from the annotation of a GenBank genome assembly. NCBI's taxonomy places the organism in Eukaryota, Fungi, Glomeromycota, Glomeromycetes, Paraglomerales, Paraglomeraceae.